CUAACACAGUAUCAAUACAACUAAAUUCGAAUAUUUUUAAAAUAAUAAUUAUACUACUUUUAUAAAAUUAAUAAUUUAAUUUUAUUUUUAAAAAAAUUUUUCAAUUUUUUAUUUCUUUGUACCACUAUUCACUAUAACACUACUUUAUAAUAACAAUAAAAUCUAUAUAGUUUAUUAGUAUUGGUUUAAUAAAUUAUAAAUAUACUAAUAGUUAUCAUAAUAAUAAUUUACAAUUAAAGAAAUAAUAAUAUUAUAAAUAAUUUUAAUAAUCAUAAUAUAGAAAUUAAACAAUGGAGCCAAUCGAUGAUAGAAUUAUGGUAACUGGUGGAGCUGGCUAUAUCGGAAGCCAUACAGUUAUCGAAUUAAUAGAAGCUGGAUAUACACCAAUUGUUGUAGAUAAUUUAAGCAAUUCAUCAUUGGAAAGUUUAAAACGUGUUGAAGAAAUUACUGGUAAAGAAGUAGAGUUCCACAAUGUCGAUAUUUUAGAUGAAAAAGCAUUGGAUGAAAUUUUUGAAACUAGAAAUAUUUCAAGUGUUAUACAUUUUGCUGGUUUGAAAGCAGUUGGAGAAUCAAAUAAAAUUCCAUUAAAAUACUAUAAUAACAAUAUCACCGGCACUCUUAAUUUAUUAAAUUUAAUGGAUAAGCAUCGUGUUAAAAAGAUUGUAUUCUCAUCAUCAGCAACAGUAUAUGGUGAUCCACACACAGUUCCAAUUACCGAAGAAUUCCCAUUAUCUGCCACCAAUCCAUAUGGACGUACUAAAUUAUAUGUUGAAGGUGUUCUUCAAGAUCUUGCUGCCAGUGACCCAGAAUGGAGUUGCAUUUUAUUAAGAUACUUCAAUCCAGUCGGUGCUCACCCAUCAGGAAAAAUUGGAGAGGAUCCAAAAGAUAUUCCAAAUAAUCUUAUGCCCUAUGUAACCCAAACUGCAAUUGGUAAAAGAGAAGUUUUAAGUAUUUUUGGCAAUGACUAUAACACACAUGAUGGUACUGGUGUUAGAGAUUAUAUUCAUGUUGUAGAUUUAGCAAAAGGUCAUAUUGCUGCUUUAAGACAAAUUCAUAAUAAAAAGGGUUGUGUUGCAUAUAAUCUUGGAACAGGUCAUGGAUAUUCAGUAUUGGACAUGGUUGAAGCAUUAAAGAAAGCUUCACAUAGAGAUAUACCUUAUCAAUUUGUUAGCAGAAGAAAGGGCGAUGUUGGUAGUUGUUUUGCUGACCCAUCAAAAGCAUUAAAAGAAUUAAACUGGAAAGCAACCCACAAUCAAGAUGACAUGUGCAGAGACGCCUGGAAUUGGCAAUCACAAAAUCCAAAUGGUUACCGUGAUUGAUUAGAUUUAUAAAAAAUAAUUAUUUUUUUUUAAAGUUUAGAGUUUUUUUUUUUUAUUUUAAUAAUUAGGUUUAAAAUACAUAUCUAUUAUUUCAUCAAUAAUAUAAUAUAGUAGUCAUCUUUUUUUAAAUAACAUAGAUUAAAAAUAAUAAUAGAUAAAUAAAAUUUUUUAAAUU
Molecule: messenger RNA, 1494 nt
Organism: Dictyostelium purpureum
Lineage: Eukaryota; Evosea; Eumycetozoa; Dictyosteliales; Dictyosteliaceae
Product: UDP-glucose 4-epimerase
Exons: 2
Coding region: 291-1319 (342 amino acids)
Biological process (GO): beta-D-galactose catabolic process via UDP-galactose, Leloir pathway
Cellular component (GO): cytosol
Molecular function (GO): UDP-glucose 4-epimerase activity
Source: RefSeq, a predicted model, not a curated record